AUGCCGUUCAUCGACGAGAAAAGCGCACCCCUCUCCCGGAUGGCAUUUCAAGCCCUUGUAAGAUACAAGCACGACGGACAAGCCUUUUACGGAAACCUCGUGCGUAGGAGUAGGAGUGGGUAUGUUGUUGAGCGGUUAGGGGGGGACAUUGACAACGGAUUCGUCAAUACAAGAGUGAGAGAUACAGUGACAGAGCUUCUCUGCCCUUUGGAAAGGGCGCCGAUGAUAAUCUGUCUCGGCCUCAACUUCGUUCGAUUCGCGGAACUGGAAAAUCUUCCGAUUGCAGCUUAUCCAAUAGUCUUUACCAAGCCCCCAGAUGCCCUUUCGGGUCCCAACGACCCGAUCAGUGUUCAUCCGGAUGCCCAAAGCCACUUGGAUUACGAAGGGGAGCUUUGUGUUGUUAUUAGCCGAGACGCGAAAAAUGUGUCAGAAGCUGAUGCGCCAGACUAUAUCCUCGGCUAUGCCGCUGGUAAUGAUGUUACCGCGCGAAAUUUUCAAAUACCAGAUGCCUCUGGAGGACAGUACUCGUACUGCAAGUCAUUUGAUGGCUUUGCGCCGAUAGGUCCGGCAAUCUGGUCACCUGCGGUCAUUCCUGACCCGCAUGCGCUCCGGUACCGUACAAUGGUCAACGGGAAGGUUGUACAAGAGACAGAAACGUCCGACAUGAUUUGGAGCGUGUCUCAGGUAAUCGCCCAUUUGUCGCGGGGAACAACGUUGAGGAAAGGCACGGUGAUCAUGAUGGGCACCCCUGUAGGUAUUGGGUACUCUCAGGGGAAGUUCUUGAAAGAUGGGGAUAUUGUGGCAGUGGAGAUUGAUGGGUUAGGCAAAAUCGAAAACAAGAUUGUUUUUGAGAAGCCGGUUUCCCAGUAG
Colletotrichum truncatum is the source of this 870-nucleotide messenger RNA. RefSeq names its product fumarylacetoacetate hydrolase family protein. Lineage: Eukaryota; Fungi; Ascomycota; Sordariomycetes; Glomerellales; Glomerellaceae. The record is from RefSeq and is a predicted model, not a curated record. Gene Ontology annotation, molecular function: acetylpyruvate hydrolase activity.